Rhipicephalus microplus (southern cattle tick) is the source of this 6181-nucleotide messenger RNA. RefSeq names its product protein kinase C, brain isozyme. The record is from RefSeq and is a predicted model, not a curated record. Gene Ontology annotation, biological process: protein phosphorylation. Gene Ontology annotation, molecular function: diacylglycerol-dependent serine/threonine kinase activity; zinc ion binding; ATP binding. NCBI's taxonomy places the organism in Eukaryota, Metazoa, Arthropoda, Arachnida, Ixodida, Ixodidae.
AGGCAGGCCGCCGCAGGAACAGCAGCGAGCAAACAGCGCGCGGUCGCUGCGUCUUGCCGUGUUCGACGGCGCAUCCGCAGCCUGUGUGUGUGCCGUGCGUGCGUGUGUGUUUCGUGUUGCGUGCGGCCUCUCCGUAGACAGCCAGCUCGGCGCGAGCAAGGUCGGCCCCCCUGCGUGCUGCACACCGAAUCAACAUCGGCCAUGGGAGACGACGGAGGCGGCGGCGCCGACGAGCAGCUGUCCGAGCAGUUCACCUCAGGAUUCCGACUGCGAGCGCGCAAGGGCGCUCUCAAAAAGAAGAACGUCUUCGAAGUGAAGGACCACAAGUUCAUACCGCGCUUCUUCAAGCAGCCAACGUUCUGCUCGCAUUGCAAGGAUUUCAUCUGGGGCUUUGGGAAGCAGGGAUACCAGUGCCAAAUAUGCAGCUUUGUCGUGCACAAGCGAUGCCACGAAUUCGUCACGUUCAAGUGUCCAGGCAAGGACAAGGGCGUCGACUCGGACGAUGCACGAACAAAGCACCAGUUCGUGCUGCAGACGUACACAAGUCCAACCUUCUGCGACCACUGUGGCUCGCUCUUGUAUGGUCUCAUCCAUCAGGGCUACAAAUGCAAAGCGUGCGACAUGAAUGUACACAAACGGUGCCAAGAGAGUGUGCCGAACCUGUGUGGCUGUGACCACACCGAACGGCGUGGGCGCAUUCACCUCAAGGUUUCGGCAACCCCUACGCGGCUUACCUGUGAAGUACGGCAGGCACGCAACCUGAUUCCAAUGGACCCCAACGGCCUGUCCGAUCCUUACGUGAAGCUCAAACUGAUCCCCGACAUGGGCGAUUCGGCCAAGCGGAAGACCAAGACCAUCAAGGCCUGCCUCAACCCCGAGUGGAACGAGACACUGACCUUCGACCUGAAACCCAUCGACAAAGACCGGCGACUACUGAUCGAGCUUUGGGACUGGGACCGAACGUCUCGCAACGACUUCAUGGGCUCUCUAUCAUUUGGCAUCUCGGAGAUUCUCAAGUCACCCGCCGAAGGCUGGUUCAAGCUGUUGACGGCCGAGGAAGGCGAGUUCUACAACGUACCCGUGCCCCCCGAGAACCCGGCGCUUGCACCGGGGACAACGCACCAUACGACGAGGCCGCGGCUCACACCACAAGCAUCGUCGGACCUCAUACCACACAACAUGGGCAAGCAGGAUGUGAUCCGAGCAUCCGAUUUCAACUUCCUUCUCGUCCUGGGCAAAGGCAGCUUUGGCAAAGUACUACUAGCUGAGCGGCGUGGCACUGACGAACUGUACGCUGUGAAGGUCCUCAAAAAAGACGUCAUCAUCCAGGAUGACGACGUCGAGUGUGCCAUGGUGGAAAAGCGGGUGUUGGCGCUGGCGUCCAAGCCCCCUUUCCUAGUGCAGCUGCACUCGUGCUUCCAGACAAUGGAGCGCCUCUACUUCGUCAUGGAGUACGUCAACGGUGGCGACCUCAUGUUCCAGAUCCAGCAGUGCGGAAAGUUCAAGGAGCCCGUGGCUGUCUUCUAUGCGGCCGAAAUCGCUGUUGGUCUAUUCUUCCUUCAUGCACGCUCCAUCGUGUACCGUGACUUGAAGCUGGACAAUGUCCUGCUGGACCAGGAUGGACACAUUAAGAUUGCUGACUUCGGCAUGUGCAAAGAAGGCAUUCAGGGGGACAAGACCACAAAGACAUUUUGUGGCACACCUGACUACAUCGCCCCCGAGAUCAUCCUCUACCAGCCGUAUGGGAAAUCUGUCGACUGGUGGGCUUACGGGGUACUCCUAUAUGAGAUGCUGGUGGGACAGCCACCCUUCGAUGGCGAGGACGAGGAGGAACUGUUCGCCUCCAUCACGGACCACAAUGUGUCCUACCCAAAGGCUCUUUCCAAAGAAGCCAAAGAAGCCUGCAAAGGGUUUUUGACAAAGAACCCGGCGCGGCGCCUGGGCUGUGGCUUGUCCGGCGAGGAAGAUGUGCGGACACACCCUUUCUUCCGGCGCAUUGAUUGGGACAAGAUUGAGAACCGUGAGGUGCAGCCACCAUUCAAGCCCCGCAUUAAGAACCCCCGGUCUGGCGAGAACUUUGACCCGGCAUUCACUCAGGCCAAGUUGACCUUGAGCCCUGGUGACGCACUCGUCAUGCGUAGCCUCACUGGAAACGAGUUUCAAGGCUUCACUUUCGUCAACAACCAAUUCUGCGGUGUCUGCAGCUUUUAACCAUGUUCAUCCCAUUGCACGUGUGCCACCUGCGCCCUCUGGGUUUUUCCUUCUUUUUCUUCAUUAUUUAAACCUGCACUGCUGGCUGACGGCAGCACCCGCCGCUCUUGCUGCAGAUUUUUUUCUUUGCUGUUUUUGUUUUUCUUUUUGUUACUGGUGUCACUGUGGCCUGCACUGGCAUGCACCAUCGCUGCCAAACUAAAACCUGGCUGGAAAUUUUGCACCUCAUUAACCAGCGCAGGUAACGUAACAUGCCAGUAUUUCGUGCAGUGUUUUGACUUGCAUCAUAUUCUACGAAACACUAAACUUCACAGCAAAAGCAAAUUAAGGGUGUAGGCUAGGUUAGCAGAUGUUGCUGGCUGCUCUCAAGAAAACAUGUACACUUUGUGGAAGCCCCAUUGUGAUCUUCCGUCGAACUCCUGGUGGAAAACGGGAAAUGAGAGGACCAAUCCAAGUGAGGAUAUAAUUACUCUUCAAACAUAAAAAUUGUGCGCUAUUUAAAAAUUUCUUAGGUAUUUUAAUUUUCCUCCUAGAUACACAUCGAUUUUUUUUUGCCACUUUAGAGCGAUUGCAUGGUGCAAUUUACUUUUGGUACGUAACAUGUUUGCGUUGUCCGUUGAGUGCAAGGCGCUUGAGUUUCAAGUGUUCGCGGGUGCUCCCGUCUUCAACAUUGUACCAUGAUAGGCAUCUGACAUAAUGUGGAUAGCAGGCGGAUUGAUCUGUGAACGUCUAGCAGCAAACUGCUGAUGUGGGCCUCAGUUGCCUCCUGUUUGAAAUGAUACUGAACCUUUCUGAACUGAGCACAAUCACUGUAAGAACCAGUGAAAUGUACCAUAAUAUAACUAAUGUAAAGUUUAUGCUCUAGCAACAGUGCCGUUGUGGGAUCUCCAUAAUCAGCUGGACCACAAAUCCCAGUUGUUCACAGUAUACUCUUUUUAUUGGCAAAAGCGAAAAAAUGAUUUGAUGUAGCCAUUAUGAUUGAGUUUAAAGAGAUUAACCUCUAUGUCUAUCUACAGAUGUAUUGAGAAUAGUGCCAGAGGAUUGCUUGAACUGCGUCACGAAACAGCGUUCGCUCCCUGUAGAGUGUAACUUGUCUUCUAAUCGGUACUAAUCAUCCACGUUCUUGCGUUUUCUGUCGUACUGUUCAGAACGGUUUACACGAGAACAAAACUAUUUGUGGCACGUAAGUGCUGCUUCUGCUGUGUCAAAAAAUGCGGAUGUAUAAGAAAUGAUCAUCAGCUAAAAGCCAGCAGGCCUACGUAAAGGUUAGGCGGCCGCAAAAAACACUUUCGAAUUCUCAAACUAGCUCUCCGAAACCUAACAUAAUUAUGCAACUCACAGCGGAUACAGACUAUGUUUGUCAUUUAAAAUGAGUUAUGCAUUGCAUUCCGUUGAGGGACCAAACAUUCAAUUUCAGCAGUGUGCGAAAGUUUUUUUAGAAGAUGACCACCCAAAACAUGGCCAUAACAUUUGUUUAAAAAAUGCCAUGUCGCAGUUAUCUAUCUGCUGCCGCUGUGUUAAGUGCGUGGAAUUCAGCAUGGGGAAGGGCAGGCUUUUCAUUAAAUCUUCCUGAAAUGGCUAAAUCUUAACCACCAUUCGUUUUUCUGAAUAUUAACUGAUUUGUUCUAGAGUUCUAGAUGGCUGUGUUGUCACAGCUGAGAUGAAAAGCGUUCUUAAGUGUGGUCAAAAAGUCAUUGUGAAUUUCCUAAAUACUGUACCGAUCGAAGCUUUUUGACCUGUUAAAUGUAGGUCAAACACUUGAUUUCUGCCUUUAAAUUAAGAAAAAAAUGCGAGGACUGGGAACUACAGAGAACACUUACUGGCUGCAUUUAUAUGUCAAUGUGGCGCUGAGAAUAUAUAGUUGUAAUAUUCCAUAAAAAUUUCUCACUUGCGCUUUGUUUCAGUGGAAGGCAACCCGAAUGAAUUGUCCUUGCGGUCUUCGAUCGAACUGUGAAAAAAUAUUUACGCUCAGCCUAAAGCAAUGCUGCCAUGUUCUCUUAGCGUGCACGUAUUUUGUGAAGGUACGAUACGAUACAUCGAUAUAUCAGCGAUGAUAUUCCAGAAAGUCGCAACAAUUCUAGAGCCAGCUUCAAGUUCGUUUGCCAGUUAGUAAGGAACUGCGUCUUGAAGGCUUAACUCGGAAGGCGAUCACGUGAUAGCGAGAAAUCUCACGUCAUGACACUCAUUCCCUGCUCCUGCGUGUCCAACUUCUGCAUCUGUAUCUCACGACACAUUUGACAAAAAAGUAUUGGAUUUAAACCAAACAUUAUCCUAUAAAAGCUGUAUAAUCAGGUUGAGGUGCUCUAAGCCUCAUGCACUUUUUUUUUGUAUUUUGCAUGUCAUGCAUUGCCUCUACCCACUUAUACGAACCUUGAUAAUAUAGACGACCAUUAGCACUUAUUGGGCGAAUGACGACACAUUGUUACUAUAUAGAUAGCAUGCAGGUUCCUAUCGUGUGCUUCCGUGAGCAUUCUAGUUGCCCACGGUUUGGCUGGCACAAGUGGUGCAGCUGAAGUACAGCCAAGUGAUAACAUGACCCAGGUAUUCCUGAAACAUUGCUUCAUUGCCUUGAGAUAGCGUGCGGGUGGUGGCGUUUACGGGAAUCUCGACCUGUCAUUUUUUGUUCCCCACGCAAUACUCGCUGCCCACAAUUCUUCCUGGUGGGUUUCUUUCUCUGUAGAAACGCCUAAUGUUUCUUUAUUACAUAUCUAUGUACUAUUCAGAAUCAAGGGCACAAUUUUUUCUCUUAAAUACAUCGCACCUUUAGUGAAGAUAUUCAUUUGUUUUUUUCUAGUAUUUGUCUUUCAUUGCAUCCUAAGUGUACUUGCGUCAUCUGUGUCUACCAUUUUAUGUUGAAUGAUUCAAAUGGUGGCUUUAUCAUGCCAUCGGCAUAAACUCCGAUGCAAAAGAGAAAUGAAACAGAUCAGGAUAAUAAUUUCAUGCGAUUACGCAUCAGUGAAACGAGGAAACGCUCUGCAGCCAUGUUCUGUGCAUGGAACAACCAGGUGUUACAAAUCUAAGUAAACCCAGUGGUGCAUCAGUACGAUGUAAGGUCGUAACCGUUCUUGUUUGAAGUCGUGCCGAUCGUGCUGAUUGUUUAAGAACCGCUCAUGGGUACAAUUUGUUUGGUUUUUUUAUGUUGGCGUUAAUAUAGAGUAAAUGCCGCCAAUUGGUGUAAUGGUGAAUCUUACCUCGGAAAUUUCGUAUUGAAUGCUGCCAUUCAAGGACAUAGAUCUAAAUGUGCUAUUCCAUUAUAAAAUGGCUCGGGGGAUUCAGGCUAAAACGUUCCCACAUAGGCAUACUGUUUAGUAUUAAACGUUCUCCUGGUCCCAGGUAAUUGUACGGUGUUCUGGCACUUUUAGCUUCAUUGUCUAUAUUUUGAACUGCGGUUUUUUGUCCAAACGUUCGUGUAAGAACAGUUUAUAUACAUUAAAUAUAAUUUCCUAAGUUCUUGAACUUUUUCACUACACUGUGGCACUAGAACAUAAACUUUUUUACAUAUCCGGGGUUAUAGCCAAGUGUUUAAAGCGUCGUCUUUUAUUGGUCUGACCGUGUCACGGAAAAUUCAUUCUUCUGGUCUAUGGUGGAUGAUACGAGCACUAUCCCCACAUGCAGCUUGUAACAAAAGCAAAAAUACAGGUGUUACUUCUUUGCGAACGUUUUUGUCUUAACGAGCAUUGUCAGGAAAGGCAACUUACGCACGUCUUUAGGAGCUAAGCGUCAUUCAGUACUGCUGUAAACUAGACAGAAGAUGCCGACUAGUGUUGCUUAACUUUCGACGUUGUCGCUGCUCAAGUAGGCUGUUAUGCCACACAUUUGUAUUCUGUUAUGAGCAUCAAUGGAAGCAUAACAAGUGCGCAGUGUCACUUCAUUGUGUUGCUCUCCAGAGCUUGCCGAGAUUGCUGAUUACCUUGUAUUUAUGUGAUUGUUUUGAAAGUUGAAAUAUAUACACUUUUGUUGAGUUCAAGUA